Messenger RNA from Toxorhynchites rutilus septentrionalis, 1184 nucleotides. RefSeq lists its product as uncharacterized. The transcript has 5 exons. The coding region runs from base 645 to 1001 and encodes 118 amino acids. The record is from RefSeq and is a predicted model, not a curated record. Lineage: Eukaryota; Metazoa; Arthropoda; Insecta; Diptera; Culicidae.
AAAUCCCAUCCUUGUUUUCGUACGAGCCAUUCGUCGUAUUUUCAAUUUACAGUCGUACUAGAUCAAGUUAUUGGUGUACUACAUUAUCGACAUCGUUGACAAUCAGGAGGUGUUUACGUAUCGAACGUGUUCAAUUUAUGAUACAGAGUUAUCUCAACGUUGUAGUUUUUUUUGUAGUUUUGAAUAUAAACGAGAUAUAAAGCAGAUAAACUUCCGCUAGAGGAACAAGAUCCGGCUAUUCUACAUUGCAGAUUGCCGGCUAUCAUACUAUCGGGCAUGCAACUCAUGUGUCCGCCCUAUUCGCUAUACGACUAGUCAGUCCCUGUUCUGCAACCGCCGUCCGGUAGCAAUAGAUGACCCUAUUGUGUCAAAUUUCGCAGCAAGGUUCCGUCGCAAUUACAAGUUCAGCAACCGAAACAACUACAUAAGUGCAGAUGAACAACGACACCAAGAUACAGCAAACGAGGAAGAGCCAGAAUGGGUGUCGGCAGGACCUACCUUUCGCCUGGACAAAAUUUGUGAAUUCGAUGGAGAUAUUUCAAACAACGCCUCACCAAUCGAUUAGUUGACAUGCUAGCACAAAAUCAAGUCAACAGUAGCAUGAUUACUCAGCAACAAAUUCUCAGUGAAAAUCAACAGAAACAAUGAAAAACAACGUUGAGAAUGCAACUGAUCCACCACAAAUGCAACAACCCAACCCAACUAUCCAUCCCAAUACUGCAAUCGCUAAAUAUUUUUUGGAAAAGCCGUUGUUUAACCUCACCACCAGCAAGCCUUUGCUCGAGUCUCGUAUCAAGUCAUCUAGAAACAGCGGCAGCCAAAGAGGAGAGCUGCAGCUGGUCGUUCUAAUGUGGUUCCUCUGUCUGUUAGGUCUGCUCAGUGAUGAAAGCCACGGUGGUGGAGCCAUAAUAGGUUCGCUUGGGGAGCAAGCACCCCGCUGCAGGAUCAGCACGAGCGAAAGAAGAAUUCGAAUAAGGCCAACAUUUCUCCAGGUGAUUUGACACUUGGUAGUGUGAAGUCGGAUGGAAAGAUGUGAACGCUAGGAAAUAUCCAACCUGAUAGGCAUACCACUAUAUUUCAUUCAAAUUGUAGCUCAUAACAUCUUUCAAGACUCCAAUUACAGCACCAACACUAACAUCCCCCUACGCAUACCGCGUUACACCUGAAUAUUCUAUGUUUCAUAU